Molecule: messenger RNA, 1409 nt
Organism: Triticum aestivum (bread wheat)
Lineage: Eukaryota; Viridiplantae; Streptophyta; Magnoliopsida; Poales; Poaceae
Product: BTB/POZ and MATH domain-containing protein 2-like
Exons: 1
Coding region: 170-1123 (317 amino acids)
Biological process (GO): protein ubiquitination
Molecular function (GO): protein binding
Source: RefSeq, a predicted model, not a curated record
CGCAAAAAAAAAAGACACCUCAUAGCACUAAUCAAUUUAGCUUGAAACUAAUUAAUCUACCAGACAAGAUUACUUCUAACAUAGCUAAUUUCCUUGUAACAAGUCAAAACCUAGGUGUUGGUCGUAUAGUCUUUCCAUACGCUCGCGCAAUCUCCCGGUGGCAGCGGCCAUGGAAAACGUGACCGCCUCGACGAACCGCUUGUCGUCCGUCACCGGUGUGCACCUGUUCAAGAUCUCCGGGCACUCCCUGGUCAAAGGCACCGACCUAUGCAUCAUGUCCAAGACCUUCCGCAUCGGCGGCCACGACUGGGCCAUCCGAUACUACCCCUACGGCCAGAAGCAGAAGGACGACGGCAAUAAGGAAACCGUCAAUACGACGGCCGGUGGAGAGCAUACGUCGGUUUUCCUCUACUUGGAGAACGCAGCAAAGGGCGAGGUCAGAGCGAACAUCUGGUUCUCCCUCCAAGACCCCGCGUCGCCGGAGAAGGGGGAGAAGAACAGAAGAGGCGCCGAGACGCGCGACUUCAAGCCCGGAGCACCGGCACGGGCAUGGGGUUUCCCGACGUUCAUGAGCAAGGCUGAUCUGGUUGCAUCGGGAUGCAUCAAAGAUGACUGCCUAGUGAUCAAGUGCACCAUCGAGGUCAUUACCUCCGAGCGCUUCGACGACCACGGAGAAGACGACGACGUCGUGGCCGUGCCGCCCUCCGAACUGACCAAGAAUAUUGGCGGACUUCUUGAGAACGGCCUCAGAGCGGACAUGACCGUCAAGAUCGGCUUGUUCAAGAGGUUCAAGGUGCACGGUUGCAUCCUCGCCGCGCAGUCGCCAGUCUUCCGUGCGCAGCUGUGUGGCUCCAUGCUCGAGAGUAGGAGAAGCAGCAUCCGCAUCAAGGACAUUCGAGUUGAAGUUUUCGAGGUCCUGCUGCAUUACAUGUACAAGGACUCCCUGCCUCCAUUCAUGGAGGAGAGCACUGAAGAGGCUACAAACAUGGCGCAACAUUUGCUCGUCGCAGCCGAUCGGUUCGCCAUGGAAAGAUUGAAGCUGCUUUGCGCCAACAAGCUGAGCAAGACCCUUGAUGUCAACACCGUGGGUUUUACUCUGGAUUUUGCUGAGAGAAACAACUAACUGAGAAUUAUGGAAGCCUUGUGUGUGAAUUAUUCAAAGCUUUUGCUAAGUAACCUAUAAUAGGGACGAUCAAUCGUAUUUGCCGGUAUGAUGUUAAACUUUGCUGGUUAAUUAAUUACUGAAUUUUCUACAUCUUUCUCCUACGUCCCUCGUAUUUUUCUCUGUGAUGCAGAUUUCCCUCCAUGUACAGUAGGUCCCGUGCAUGGCAGAGACGUCGGAUUGCUUUGAGAGAUUGAUGUACUUUUAUGCGAGGCAUUACAUUUAUGAAAUUAUUUUAUUUUAUUUA